CAUCACCUUAAUUUAAUUCUGCUUUCAAAACAAACCAACUACACACAAACUUUCACAACACAUUUCAUUUCACAAUCCAACAUAGGAAAAAACAGAAAAAGAAUAGAACCAUGCUUGAUCCAACAAGAACACACCACCUCAAUAAUAUUUCUCUUGAUUUGUAUGAUGAAACAAGACACCUAAAAUGGGAAGCAACAAAUUCAAAUUUGUGGCCUUCAAUGAACAUGGAUUAUGAUGAUGAUGAUGAUGAUGGUGAUGAACCUCGAUGGACUAUGACAAGCCUUUCCCCUGUCUCAAGAACCGAAGCCAUAGCACGAGGACAAAAAGAGCUCAUGGAAAUGGUUCAAAACAUGCCUGAAUCAAACUAUGAACUUUCCUUGAAAGAUCUCGUGGAACAUCAUCACAGGGUUAGAGAAGAAAAUACGAAUGAUGAGAAUAAUGCAAAAGUAUAUGCUAGUGGUAGCAAGAAGAUUGAAAAAACACCAUCACAGUUGAAGAGAAAUGGGAAAAUUGAUCGCGGAGGUUUUUACCUUAAAGUGGCGUUUCCUUUUUCUUUAGGAUCUAAAGAGAAAAAGAAGAAGAAAAAUGAGUUGUUAUCGGUGAAUAGUAGUUCAAGAGUUUCACCUAGACCUUCAGCAGUUUGUGAUGGAUCGGUAAAAGGUGUUGUUGAUAAAGAGAAGGAAUGGUGGAAAAAGAGUAGUUUGGUGUAUAAAGAGAGUGAUAGUGGUGAAUCGAGUAUUAACAGUGGAAGCGUGAAAAGCUCUCGUAGUAGUAGCAGCAAUAGUAGUAGCAGCAGAAGAAUCAGAAGUAACAGCAGCAGGAGGCGUGAGAAGAAUGGUGGUUGGUGCUGGCCUUUGUUUCGCAAACGAAAAAGCCAAUCGAAAAAGUAAAAGAUCGAUGCCUAUGAUGAAACAGAGUACUCUGUGAUUUAGUAGUAGUCAUGGUAUUCUUCAUAUAAACUCCCCGCAAAAUCUGGUGCAUGUCAUUUGAGAACUACUAGUAUUUCGUUUCAUUGUAACUUCCAAUGAAUUAAUUAUCAGACAAGCUUGGUUUGGGAGUUACUAAAAAAUUUGUAAGAAUUAAACUUGUACAAAUAUCAUCAUGUUUAAUGUCAGGGCAGGGGAGGUCCCAUGUCAAUCUCAACUUUGGAAUUUUUGACAUAUUUUCCUUUAUAUGUUUAUUUGAUGUUCCUGACCAAAUAAAUUAAAUUUUUGCAUAAUA
Cicer arietinum (chickpea) is the source of this 1221-nucleotide messenger RNA. RefSeq lists its product as uncharacterized. The record is from RefSeq and is a predicted model, not a curated record. Lineage: Eukaryota; Viridiplantae; Streptophyta; Magnoliopsida; Fabales; Fabaceae.